Acaulospora morrowiae is the source of this 1311-nucleotide messenger RNA. The record is from the annotation of a GenBank genome assembly. Lineage: Eukaryota; Fungi; Glomeromycota; Glomeromycetes; Diversisporales; Acaulosporaceae.
AUGAGUCCAAUUCUCAAAGCUCUUGCGCCCCCGGAAUAUAUCAUAGGAAGGUGGAAUGAAGAUCAAAUACCUUACAUUGAUCAUCCACAACUUUUUCACGAUUAUUGGGUUAAAGUUGUAACAACGGUUAUGUUGGUUUUGUUGGGCGGAUUAUUUGCCGGAUUGACGCUCGGCCUGAUGAGCCUUGAUGAAACGAACCUCCAUAUCCUUGCUAGUUCGGGUGACCAAAAACAACGUAAAUAUGCUAGAAGAAUCCAGCCGAUACGAAAAAAUGGUCAUCUGCUUUUGGUCACCCUCUUAUUAAGUAACGUGUUGGUCAACGAGACCUUGCCGAUCGUCAUGGAUGAUAUUCUGGGAGGAGGUGGUACAACGGCGAUUUUAGUCUCUAGCGCACUUAUCGUGAUAUUCGGCGAAAUUAUUCCGCAGGCUGUAUGUUCUAGAUAUGGACUAGCAAUAGGAGCUUUCUUUGCAUGGCCCGUGAGAAUAUUGAUCUGGUUAACCUUUAUAGUCGGAUACCCUAUAGCUAAAUUAUUGGAUUUGAUUCUUGGGCAAGAUCGUGGAAUUAUAUACCGUCGUGCUGAGUUGAAAGAAUUGAUAAUGUAUCAUGAAACAACAACCGAGCACGGAGGUGAUUUGGUUACUGACAGUGUCAAAAUUAUACGCGGAACACUUGAUCUUCAAGAUAAAGUGGUCGAAAGUGCGAUGACACCAAUAGAAAAAGCAUUUAUGAUAUCUAAUGAUAGCAUUAUGGAUAGAGAUACCAUGGGGAGGGUAUAUUCAACCGGCCAUUCUCGAAUUCCCGUGUAUGAAGGUUCACGCGAGAACAUCUUGGGAGUUUUAUUGGUCAAGUCCCUGGUAACGUAUAAUCCGGACGAAGCAUUGCCAUUAAAAAAAUUUCGCAUAAACAACAUUCCCAAGGUUGCAGCCGAAACGCCGUUAUUUGACAUCUUAAAUAUAUUUCGGGAAGGUCGGAGUCAUAUGGCGAUUGUGAAUAAAGGCAAAGACUCCAAACCUAUUGGUAUCAUCACAUUAGAAGAUGUUCUUGAAGAAUUAAUACAAGAAGAAAUUUAUGACGAAUCCGACAAGCAAAUAAGAUUAUUAACAGAGGAUCAAUCGCGUCCAAACAACAAUUACAAUCAUAGACGGAGAAACAAGUUCAAGAGUCCUCCAUUGAUGAGAUUCAAUUCGGAACCAACGAAUGUCAUGCAGCCAGGUGAAGAUCAUAUAAUUGGUGGGGAAACCGAGGCGUUGCUUUCAUUCUCUGUGGUGAACGCUGAAUCUAGUAUGUCUGUUUGUUCGGAUGAGGGCUAA